Messenger RNA from Spinacia oleracea (spinach), 2509 nucleotides. RefSeq lists its product as uncharacterized. Lineage: Eukaryota; Viridiplantae; Streptophyta; Magnoliopsida; Caryophyllales; Amaranthaceae. Bases 199 to 2352 code for a protein of 717 amino acids. The transcript is spliced from 17 exons. Gene Ontology annotation, molecular function: carbohydrate binding. The record is from RefSeq and is a predicted model, not a curated record.
UCCAUAAUUCCAUAUCCUACUCUAAGUUGGUAUUAUGUAGUAUUUGCCCUAUAAAUUCGAACUAAUUAAUAGCAUAAUUAUACAUACAUAACAAAUUGAGAUAUACAUCAGUCUAUUAAUUCUCUCAAUCCCUCGGUUUUUUCUUCGAUCACCAUCACCCUAUAUUUCUUUCCAGAUUCGGUUCUUGAAAUCUACAUAAUGGAGGUUGGAAAGAAUAUGAUAAUUUUUUUCAUGGUUCUUUUAAUGGUGCUUGGAAGUUCUGAUGCAAGAAGAUAUCCUGGAAGACAUACAAAAACUCAUGACAAUAAAGGAUCAAAAGAACAUCAUCACCAUCAUGAUAACAAAGGAUCCAAAGAACAUCACCAUCAUGACAAUAAAGGAUCAAAUGAGCAUCACCAUCAUGAUGAUAAAGGAUCAAAAGAGCAUCACAAUCACGACGAUAAAGGAUCAAACGAACAUAAAUCUGUUACUUUGAGCGUCGUCGAUAAUCAAUAUGCUAUUAUGGAUAAUGGAAUCGUCCAAGUUACAUUUUCAAUUCCAGGAGGUCAUGUGGUUGGAGUUGAGUAUGGUGGGAUGAAAAAUGUGCUUGACUCCUCUCACAAAGUGAGCAAUAGAGGGUACUGGGAUAUAUUUUGGACGACAAAAGAUACCGAAGGAGAGGAGUGGUUAAGUAUGGAAAAGUUCGAAGUGAUCAGGAAUGAUGGGGACCAAUUAGAGCUUUCUUUUUCAACACAAUGGAAUGGAGAUAAAAAUUUAAUUCCAGUUAAUUUAGAUAAAAGGUUUGUAAUGCUUCGGGGUUCAUCCGGAUUUUACAAUUAUCUUGUAAUUGAUCAUGAUGGAAGUUUUCCUGCAACCACUCUUUCUCAGAUAAGAGUAGCGUAUAGACUUCGAAAGGACAAGUUCCAUUAUAUGGUUAUUUCGGAUGAUAUUCAAAAGAUCAUGCCAAGAGAGGAAGAUUUUGCGAGAGGUCGUCCACUCGCGUAUAAAGAAGCGGUUCUAUGGACAAAUACUUCCGAUCCAACGUCAAAAACCGCGGUUGAGGACAAAUACAUGUACUCACAAGACAUGAAAGAUCAACAAGUACAUGGAUGGAUAUCUUCAGAUAAAUCCCCAAUUGGAUUUUGGCUAAUAAAAGCAAGUACGGAGUUUUAUUCAGCUGGUCCCUUUAAACAGGAGCUUACUUCUCAUGUUGGACCAGUGAGCCUUGUUGACUUUUUUAGUUCGCAUUAUGCCGGUAAAAAGUUGGUACUAUCAGUUGAGGAUGGAGAAGCUUGGCAGAAGGUUAUUGGUCCUUGUUUUGUUUACUUGAACAAAGCAUCUAAUUCUCAAGAUCCUUAUGGACAACUUUGGAACAAUGCAAAAGAUCAGUUGCAAAAAGAGAAUGACAAGUGGCCUUAUAAUUUUCCGUCGUCUAAGUUUUAUUUCAAAGCUAAUCAACGAGGAUCCGUUCAAGGCCAAUUAUUCAUCCGAGAUAGGUACAUAAAUAAUAAUUUGAUUCAUGCAAGUUCGGCUUGGGUCGGAUUGGCCGCACCCGGUGAGGAAGGUUCAUGGCAAACGGAGACUAAGGGAUAUCAAUUUUGGGUUAAGGCGGAUAAUGACGGAAAAUUUAUUAUCAAAGGCGUUCUCGAAGGAGAAUAUAAUCUCUAUGCAUGGGUCUCCGGAUUCUUAGGCGAGUUUAGACAUGAUACAAACAUCAUAGUUCGCCAAGGCGAACGAAUAAGUUUGAAUGAGAUUGUGUUUGAACCACCACGAAAUGGACCUACUCUUUGGGAAAUCGGAAUUCCUGAUCGUACUGCAGCUGAGUUUUUUGUACCUGACCCAAAACCAGGAUAUACAAAUCCCGCCCUCCUUAAUAACGACAAAAACAAGUAUAGACAAUAUGGUUUGUGGGAGAGAUACACCGAUCUUUAUCCUAACAAUGAUCUCGUCUACACGGUCGGUACAAGUGAUUAUACAAAGGAGUGGUUCUAUGCUCAUGUUCCAAGGGGAACGAAUGAUAGGGAAUUACAACCAACAACAUGGCAAGUCCGAUUCCCACUCCAAAAUGUGAAUCCAUUUCGAAGAUAUACAUUGAGAAUAGCAUUAGCUUCUACAAAUAAUGCUCAACUACAUAUUCGGUUCAAUAGAGAUCCUUCGUCUAGACCACAAUUUACGACGGGAAGAAGGAUGGGAUUUGAUAAUGCAAUUCCAAGACAUGGAAUUCAUGGCUUGUACUCUCAAUUCAGUUUUGAUGUGCCCGGCUCGUUUCUUCGUAAUGGAAUGAACACUCUUGAUCUCACACAACCAAUAUGUAGUAGUUUUUGGAGUGGUGUUAUGUAUGAUUAUUUACGUUUAGAAGGUCCUAUUUUUUAGUUUUUAGGGGUUUUUUUUUUUGACAUUCAGUUUUUAGGGUAGGUACGAGGUUUAGUGUUCAAAUGUAAUUAAUUUUUCACUUGAUAACAUUAUAUCAAUUCAUUGUAAAAUCUAACUCUCUAUACUAAUUCUAUUGAAAUCUAAUUAUUAUUAUUUU